CCAAUGUCUAGCAAGUGCAACAAUGGCCGCAUUGCACGAGCAACCCAGGCAUUCUGAGCAUUCGGAUGUCCUUAGCAGCUUCUCAGCCUCAGCAAGAUUUCCUAACCCAUGCGCGGCAAUACUAGCGACGUCAGGGAAAUCGUCAUAUCUGCCGCCCAAGGACAUGGUCAAGUGUUCAAUGAGGGCAAGUCUCGCAUGUUUCGAAUGUCCAAGGCAUCGUUUGAUCAAUGUCUGACGCCAGGCGAUAAGGCAGCGGAUAUGCCCUGCGGGAAAACAAAUCAAUAUGUGGUCUCUCGGAAUGACUAUUGGAAUUGCGUACACAUGUUUCCGAGGCGGGUUCAUUGCCCAUCAGCUGUGUCCAAGCGCAUCGACGAAGCGCCAGCCGCGAGGAUGUUUUGCAAAUCGACAUCUCAAACACAGAUCGUGACAGAAUUCAAUCAGCACUGUGUCAACGAUAGUGACAAAUCCUGGGCAUUGGAGAAAUUGCCUACGACUUGUCGGCGGGCCGCUGUCUGUGCACAGAGCCGAUCAGCAGGAAGAGGCACAGCGAGCUUCAGGUUAUUGAUAGUAUCAUCUUCGGGAGACGAAACGUGAUCGUGAUUCUAGCCUGCGCCGUAGGCCUGAAGCCUCAGGCGGAUUCGAAACUGUUAGGUGACUGAUCAAGCAAAGCCGUAGGAGCGACAAGCAAUGGGCCAUUUGCGGCCGCAUUUGAUACAGGUACACCUGUCCGCUACGAUUGCACAA
Molecule: messenger RNA, 744 nt
Organism: Dissoconium aciculare CBS 342.82
Lineage: Eukaryota; Fungi; Ascomycota; Dothideomycetes; Mycosphaerellales; Dissoconiaceae
Exons: 1
Coding region: 109-594 (161 amino acids)
Source: RefSeq, a predicted model, not a curated record